Messenger RNA from Penicillium egyptiacum, 855 nucleotides. Lineage: Eukaryota; Fungi; Ascomycota; Eurotiomycetes; Eurotiales; Aspergillaceae. The record is from the annotation of a GenBank genome assembly.
AUGUUAGUUAAAGAGUGGAUAAAGAUACAAGCGGGCGCAGAAACCUUGACUCUGGAGUUCUCCGCAUCUUUCGGAGGACACCCGAACCUCCGAUCAAGAUUAACCCCCACGACUUCCUUCCUCUUCCUUGUCAAUCGCAUAGCUUUAAUUCCCUCCAAAAUGGCUUCCAUCCGCGCCAAUUGCCGCAAGAUUAUGUGCAUCGGCCGCAACUAUGCCGAUCACAUUACCGAGCUCAACAACACAGCCCCCAAGCAGCCAUUCUUCUUCCUGAAGCCCGCAUCAUCCAUCCUCCUCCCCGGCUCGGGUCCGGUCCUCCGCCCCAAGGGCGUCAGCCUGCACUAUGAGGUCGAACUGGGUCUUGUGAUCGGCAAAACCCUUCGCGAUCUCGAUCCCAACGAUGAGAAGGCCGCAUUGGACGCGAUUCAGAGCUACAUCCUCGCCAUUGACAUGACAGCCCGCAACGUACAAGACGAGGCAAAGAAGAAGGGCCUCCCCUGGUCCAUCGCCAAGGGCUUCGACACCUUCCUUCCUAUCUCGCAGCAGAUCGCCAAGUCGCGCAUCCCGAACCCGCAUGACGCAUUCCUGCGCCUCCGCGUUGGCCAGACGGAGCGCCAGGCUGACUCUACUAGCCUGAUGCUGUACCGCAUUCCGCAGCAGCUGGCGCAAAUCUCCCGCGUGAUGACGCUGGAGGAGGGUGAUAUUGUUCUUACCGGUACGCCCAAGGGUGUUGGGCAGGUCAAGGCGGGUGAUGUUAUGAGGGCAUCGAUUGAGGUUGAUGGGAAGGAGAUCGAGGAAGGGCGGAUUGAUGUUGAGGUGCAGGACCGGGAGGGGCGGUAUGAGUUCAAGGAGACUUAG